CCUUAGCAGAAAAAAUUGACGGCAUAGCACGCUGUGUGGUUGCAUCCCUGUUCUACUUCGAGCUGGACUCAAUACCAGAGAGGUUUGAUAGGAAGUACGUUGGUACUGGUUAUAUCCUCUGCUCCCUACGCGGCAAUAAUCCAGCGCUCAAGCUGCUACUCAACCAACUAUCAGACCGGUCAGCCAGAUUUUAUUUGAAUAAUAAUCUAAUCCUUGGAACACUCCACGACCCAUCCAAUCUCGGCGAAAAUGGAAAUUUCCGAAAGCGUGUGGAGCUAAACGUUGCCGACAGGUUCACGAUUUCCCUUAAACAAGGUGACUCAGAGCCAUGCGAUAUUAGCGCUUCGCCAUUCUUGGUAGAUAAGUUGAUAGAGGCACAGGGUUUGAAUGCCGACUUUGGAAGAGCUAACCAUCAGAGGAAGAAGAGGGCAGCUAAUUGGGGACUUCCAGCUGCAAAACGACAGCGUUAUUGAACAA
Messenger RNA from Zopfia rhizophila CBS 207.26, 477 nucleotides. Lineage: Eukaryota; Fungi; Ascomycota; Dothideomycetes; Zopfiaceae. The record is from the annotation of a GenBank genome assembly.